AUGGCCGUCUCUCGCCGAGCUUUUCAGAAGUUCUUCCUCAAUGGCGCCUUACGCCCACUUGUAUCCCUCUCAAGCGCGUCUUCGACCAUCAAUCCUCUCGAUGUGCCGAUUGCACCUAAACAAUCACCCACCGUACCGCACUAUAUGAACAAUUCGACACACUCCAACUUUGGAACGCGAGGAAUGGUCACUCCUGGAGUCGUGAGCAAGCUUAGUGGCGUCAAGGUGCCUAUCUCCACAGCACCUGUUCAUACCGCGACGGAACCCAAACACGACAUGUUUUGCUAUCAAUGCGAACAGACACGGGACGGUAAGGGAUGCAUGACUGUGGGUGUCUGCGGCAAGGAUCCUGAGGCCGCUGCGCUUCAAGACCUCCUUAUUCACUCUCUGAAGGGAUUGGCUCAGUAUGCUACUCGUGCGCGUGAGUUGGGUCUUGAGGUCGGUGCCGAGGUGGAUUUUUUUGUGCAGGAAGCGGUUUUCUCAACGCUCACAAAUGUGAACUUUGACUCAGCCGCACUUCAGCAAUUCGUCACGGAGGCAAUUCGUCACCGCGAUGCUCUCAGGGCGAAGUAUUUGGGUGCUGGUGGGAAAGAGGACUCUGCCUUGAAAACUCAUCAAGCCACUUUUGAGCUCGGUGGAUCGCUUGAUGACAUUGUGGAACAGGGACGCGGAGUAGGCGUUGAGACACGUCGUGCGGGAUGGGAUGAAGAUAUUUUCAGCCUGCAAGAGCUGUUGGUGUAUGGUUUGAAGGGAACUGCUGCGUACUCGGCUCAUGCAUAUGCAGUGGGAAAGCGUGAUACGAAGAUUUCCGACUUCAUCUACGAGGCGUUUGAUUACAUUUCACGGCCAGCUGACCAGCAGACGGCUGAAGGCCUUCUUGGCCUUGCCCUCAAGUGUGGGGAGACAAACCUUCAUGCAAUGGAGAUUCUUAAUGAGGGCCAUUGCGAGAGCUUCGGCACCCCAGAGCCUACUGUCGUCCGGACUUCUCCUGUCAAGGGAAAAUGCAUCUUAGUAUCAGGUCAUGACAUCAAGGACCUUUACGAACUGCUUAAGGCAACAGAAGGAAAGGGCAUCAACGUGUACACGCACGGGGAGCUGCUGCCUGCCCAUGGCUAUCCCGAACUGAGGAAGUUUAAGCACCUUAUUGGCAACUAUGGUGGCGCUUGGCAGCUGCAGAAGAUUGAAUUCGCUGCUUUUCCUGGUCCGAUCCUAGUUACCACAAACUGUCUCUUGGAGCCGAAGCCAAGCUACGCUAAUCGCAUUUACUCGGCAAAUGCUGCUGGGCACAAGAAAGUCCAGCACAUUGAUGGACGACGGUUCGACCCAAUCAUCAAACAGGCACUAGAGAUGGAAGGAUUCGUUGCUGAGGCCCCUGAACGCACGGUUAUGACAGGUUUCGGCCAUGCUGCCGUUCUGAAAGCCGCUGAUGUCGUCAUUGAUGGUAUCAAGGAUGGACGCAUCAGCCACCUCUUCCUGAUUGGUGGCUGUGAUGGAUGGGAAGGCGAGCGCUCUUACUUCCGUGAUCUUGCACUCUCUCUGCCACAGGAUGCUGUGGUUCUGACUCUAGCCUGUGGAAAGUACCGCUUCAACCAUCAGCAGCAGCAGUUUGGCAACAUCACUGGUACCCAAAUUCCUAGGCUAAUGGAUGUUGGCCAGUGCAACGAUGCGUACUCGGCCAUCCGCAUUGCUUCUGCAUUGGCCCAGGCAUUCAACACUGAUGUCAACAGUCUUCCCCUCUCCUUGGUCAUUUCCUGGUUCGAGCAGAAGGCUGUAGCUGUACUGCUUACCCUUCUUCAUCUGAACAUUCAAAACAUCCGCAUUGGCCCCAAGCUUCCCGCAUUUGUAACACCAAAUGUGCUUCAGAUUCUUGUUGACAAGUACAAGCUCACGCCUAUUGGAGGGCCAGAGAGCGUGCAGCAGGAGAUGAAGGAAAUGCUCUCAUAG
This is a messenger RNA of Closterium sp. Naga37s-1, 1944 nucleotides long. NCBI's taxonomy places the organism in Eukaryota, Viridiplantae, Streptophyta, Zygnematophyceae, Desmidiales, Closteriaceae. The record is from the annotation of a GenBank genome assembly.